Messenger RNA from Pseudovirgaria hyperparasitica, 1583 nucleotides. RefSeq lists its product as uncharacterized. The transcript is spliced from 2 exons. The record is from RefSeq and is a predicted model, not a curated record. Bases 1 to 1530 code for a protein of 509 amino acids. NCBI's taxonomy places the organism in Eukaryota, Fungi, Ascomycota, Dothideomycetes, Acrospermales, Acrospermaceae.
AUGGUUAACUUCAAGGGUGUUGCUGCGGCACUUGCACUCGGCGCUGCGGUCGUUGGAGCGAGCCCGGCUCGACGAGAUAAUGCGACGACUGGAAAUGUGAAGGAUAUCACGUGUAACGGCAAGGCGUAUUCAUACAAGAGCUUGGCUGGGUAUGGUCUGAUCAAGGCGAAUGCUGUGGAUAAGUAUGGCGACACGCUUGGUGGCAUCGGAAGCUCCAUUGCGAUUGAAAAGGGGUCGUGGAAGAAGAAUGGAGACCAGUACGAGGGAAUCGUCUGGACACUUCCAGACAGAGGGUGGAACACUCAAGGCACAAUCAACUACCAAAACCGCGUCCACAAGUUCCAAAUCCACUUCACCCCAGCCCAGACCGGAUCCCCAAAUCUCCAACUCACCUACCUCGACUCCGUCCUCUUCACCGGCCCAACCGGCGAGCCCACAACCGGCCUCGACGCCGACCCAACCGGCUCCCUUCAAUACCCAGGAUUCCCCGACCUCCCCGUCGCAACCUACCCAGGUGACGGCUACGCCAACACCACCGGCCCAGGCGACUCGCGCAUUGCCCUCGACGCCGAAGGCCUCGUCCUCACCCCAUCCGGCUUCUGGGUCAGCGACGAAUACGGCCCACGCAUCUACCACUUCGACCGCAGCGGCCGCAUGACGGCCGCCAUCGCCCCGCCCGCCGCAUUCACACCGCUGCGCAACAACACCGCCAGCUACGCAUCCGAUAACCCACCCCUGUACGACAGCACCCGCACCCUCACGCCCACGGACCCGCAGUCUGGCCGCGCAAACAACCAGGGCUUCGAGGGCCUCACGCUCUCCGCGGACGGCAACACGCUCUCCGUGCUCGUCCAGUCCGCGCUUAUCCAGGAGGGCGGCACGAGUAAGAAGGACGGGCUGCAGGCGCGGUUCUUGCAGUACGACGUCUCCAUUUCGCCGCCGGCGUAUCUGGGCGAGAAUAUCGUCUCGCUGCCGCAGUACACCAAUAACGAGGGCAAGAAGCGCGUCGCUGCGCAGUCUGAGAUCCUCGCUAUCAGCGCGUCGCAGUAUCUCGUCCUUGCACGUGACGGCGCGGGCCGUGGCGCUGAUUACUCCGAGUCGCUGUAUCGUCACGUCGACGUCUUUGACAUUUCUUCCGCAAGCAAUAUUAAAGGCGAUACGUAUGACAAGACGGGCGGUGCGAUCGCGGACAAGGACGGGAACCUCAAAAAGGGGCUCAAGGCAGCGACAUACUGCUCAUUUCUGGAUUUCAAUGUUAACAGCGAGUUGGCCAAGUUCGGUCUGCAUAACGGUGGGGCGCAGGACGACGGGUUACUAAACGAGAAAUGGGAGAGCUUGGCGCUUGCGCCGGUCUUGGGUGAGGACAAGGAGGAGUAUUUCUUGUUUUCGUUCUCGGAUAAUGAUUUUAUCACGACGGAUGGGCAUUUGAAUUUUGGCAAGUAUGCGUAUGCGGACAAGACGGAUCUGAACAACCAGGCGCUGGUAUUUAGGGUCUCUCUGCCAAAAGGGACGCAGAUAUAUGGAUUCUAGGGCAUGGGUUCGGACGAGGUGUAAAUAGAUAGGGGCGGACGAUGGACUGUAUA